Molecule: messenger RNA, 4089 nt
Organism: Apodemus sylvaticus (European woodmouse)
Lineage: Eukaryota; Metazoa; Chordata; Mammalia; Rodentia; Muridae
Gene: Nfix
Product: nuclear factor I X
Exons: 12
Coding region: 451-1974 (507 amino acids)
Biological process (GO): regulation of transcription by RNA polymerase II
Cellular component (GO): nucleus
Molecular function (GO): DNA-binding transcription factor activity, RNA polymerase II-specific; RNA polymerase II cis-regulatory region sequence-specific DNA binding
Source: RefSeq, a predicted model, not a curated record
CGCCCGCUCCCUCUCCCCGGAGUGCGCCGCUUCCAAACUUUGUCUAAACUUUCACUUUCACAGCGCGGCGGCGGCGGCGGCGGCGGCGGUGGCGGGCGAGGGCGAGCGGCCGAGCGGCGGCGGCAUGGAGUAGACGCGCGGCGGCGGCGGCGGUGGCGGCGGCGGCGGCGGCGGCGGCGGACGCGAGAGGCAGCGGCGAGCGCGGCGGCGGCCCGGAGCCCGCGGGGCCGAGCCUGUGAGCGCGGAGCGGCGGCGGGCCGAGCGGGGCCGCGGGCCGGGCGGGCGCCGCGCGGCAGAGGCCGGAGCAGCGGAGCCGGAGCCCGAGCGCCAGCCAGCGCGACGCCGCCUGCCGGGCCUGCCCUCGCCGCGGCCGGCCUCCGCGCUCGCGCCCAGGCGCCCAGCGAUGUACUCCCCGUACUGCCUCACCCAGGGACGGGAGGUUAAAGCGGGAUGAACUCCUCUCUUUUCUUCGGAUGUCCCACGUUUUUAAAGGAUGAGUUCCACCCGUUCAUCGAGGCGCUGCUGCCUCACGUCCGAGCCUUCUCCUACACCUGGUUCAACCUGCAGGCGCGGAAGCGCAAGUACUUCAAGAAGCACGAGAAGCGGAUGUCAAAGGACGAGGAGCGCGCCGUGAAGGACGAGCUACUGGGCGAGAAGCCUGAGAUCAAGCAGAAGUGGGCAUCCCGGCUGCUGGCCAAGCUGCGCAAAGACAUCCGGCCCGAGUUCCGCGAGGACUUCGUGCUAACCAUCACGGGCAAGAAGCCCCCCUGCUGCGUGCUUUCCAACCCCGACCAGAAGGGCAAGAUCCGGCGGAUUGACUGCCUGCGCCAGGCUGACAAGGUGUGGCGGCUGGACCUGGUCAUGGUGAUUUUGUUUAAAGGGAUCCCUUUGGAAAGUACUGAUGGGGAGCGGCUCUACAAGUCGCCCCAGUGCUCGAACCCCGGCCUGUGUGUCCAGCCACAUCACAUUGGAGUCACAAUCAAAGAACUGGACCUUUAUCUGGCUUACUUUGUGCACACUCCGGAAUCCGGACAAUCAGAUAGUUCAAACCAGCAAGGAGAUGCGGACAUCAAACCACUGCCCAACGGGCACUUAAGUUUCCAGGACUGCUUUGUGACGUCUGGGGUCUGGAAUGUGACAGAGCUGGUGAGAGUAUCACAGACUCCUGUUGCAACUGCAUCAGGGCCCAACUUCUCCCUGGCAGACCUGGAGAGCCCCAGUUACUACAACAUAAAUCAAGUGACCCUGGGACGGCGGUCCAUCACCUCCCCUCCUUCCACCAGCACCACCAAGCGCCCCAAGUCCAUCGAUGACAGUGAGAUGGAGAGCCCGGUUGAUGACGUGUUCUAUCCCGGGACAGGCCGCUCCCCGGCAGCUGGCAGCAGCCAGUCUAGCGGAUGGCCCAAUGACGUGGAUGCAGGCCCUGCUUCUCUAAAGAAGUCAGGAAAGCUGGACUUCUGCAGCGCCCUCUCCUCUCAGGGCAGUUCCCCACGCAUGGCUUUCACCCACCACCCGCUGCCUGUGCUUGCUGGAGUCAGACCAGGGAGCCCCCGGGCCACAGCAUCAGCGCUGCACUUCCCUUCUACGUCCAUCAUCCAGCAGUCGAGUCCGUAUUUCACACACCCAACCAUCCGCUACCACCACCACCAUGGGCAGGACUCGCUGAAGGAGUUCGUGCAGUUUGUGUGCUCUGACGGCUCUGGUCAGGCCACCGGACAGCCCAACGGUAGCGGCCAGGGCAAAGUCCCGGGGUCAUUUUUGCUACCGCCGCCGCCUCCAGUGGCCAGACCUGUGCCCCUUCCUAUGCCUGAUUCCAAAACCACCAGCACGGCCCCAGACGGCGCCGCCUUGACUCCUCCAUCACCUUCAUUCACAACGACAGGCGCCUCCUCUGCCAACCGGUUUGUCAGCAUCGGAUCCCGGGACGGCAACUUUCUGAACAUCCCACAGCAGUCUCAGUCCUGGUUCCUCUGAUUAAGAUCAACAAAGAAACAACAAAAUUAAAAAAAAAAAAAAAAGAGGUUCCUCAAAAUGGGGGAGAAGAAAUUUUGAGACAUGGAAUUAUCCCCCAGCCCAGCCCCACCGAAAAGCAAAACUUAGCCGUCGUCAGCCACUCAGCCCUCCCCUCCUCCAGCCCGGGUACCCCUGCGGUCCAAAGCCGCCCAGUUCUGGGAGCCCUCGGAAGGGGUCUCAGCGGAGUUGUACACCAGCAGCCAAGCAGAAAGAAGCGUGCGAAGCGGACUCUGCUAAGCAGAGGACAAACAGAAAGAAAGGACAAGACUGCCUUCCUCCUACCCAGCCCGGCCUUCCCAGGAAGGAGCAGCCAGCUCCCUGGCCGGCUUCCCCGGCAGUUCCCGGGGACCCCACCCUCCGCUGGAUCUAAGCUUCCCUUGGAGCCCAGAGGAACAGCUCGUAACGAUAGCAGACAUUCGAGCUCCCCUCCGGACUUCGUCUUUGCUCCCUCUCUCUCUCGCCCUUCCCGGGAGCCUCUGCUCAGGCUCCCGGCCCCAGCUGCUCUGGACCAGGCUAGGACGUUCCCGGGGUGGGUAAGGGAUGCGCCUUAGAGCUAGCUGAAUUCAGCCUGAGUCCAGAAUAGAGGGUGUUCCGCCACCCCAUUUUGAACCGCCCGGGCAGUUCUCGGGCUGGACCCCCUCUGUACAGCACACAGGAAAGUCAGAAGGCUCCGGACUAGACGCUCAGCCCAGCGUUGGCACCCUCUGCCACGCCCGCAGGCCGCGAGGGCUCUUGCCCUCUGCCACGCCCCUAGUGAAGGGAGUCGGCCCCAGGUCGCUCCGCACCCCAGCCCUGCAUGCAGGUGCCCUCGCUCCGCCCCUCUGCCCUGCCCCUGCCCCUGCCGCACACAGCCCUCCAGGGGCCGGCUGAGACUGGAGCAGAAAGGGCCCCGGAGCUGAGCGAGGACAAGGCGGCCUCCACCUGCGCUAGGUAGGCGUCCUGCUGUCGAGACUUUGAGUUCCUGUGGAGGGUCGGGGUGGGGGGUCACCCUUUUAAAAAGAGUGUUCUGGAGCUUUCUGGUCCCCUUCCCACCACACCCCGUGGCCACUUCUCCCUAGAUUUUAGCUCUAAUGUCUUUCCUCUUUAUUUAGGGGUGGGGCAGUCAUUGUUUGGGUCUUUUGCUGUUGCAGUUGGGAACUCCUCUGUUUGAGCAACUUGGGAACAAUUUCGUAACACACCACAGGAAGCAGCUCUUCUCCCGGGCCCCUCCCCCUGUAAGGGAUGGUGGAGGCUUGUCCAGAGGGUCUUGAGAAGCCCCCUGGGAGGGAGGGGAGCGCGAGCACGCCAGCCCCCCUGCAGGGUGACUGGGCCCCUCUGGCUUGUCUUUCUGUGCCUUACUCCUCCUUCCCCGCACCCCCCUCCCAGGCCCGUUCUCAAGGCCUUGCGCCUCUCUCUCCGGUUUGAAAACACAAAGCACAGGUCAGGAUCCUCCGAAAGUCGGUCCAGCAUUGCACCACGUGGGGGUGGGUUGUGGGCUUUAUUUAUUGAGAAUCUAGUUGGUGAGGCUGCGGCCCUGAGCAGGCGAAUGGCCGCUAGCUGGGGGCUCGGGGCUGCGAGGCGGCUGUCCUGGCGCUCUGAGUGGAAGUUGAGCGAAGCCCUCCCCUGCGGCGUCGAGGGCCAGGCCGGGGUGGACAUCCCGUGGGGGGGGGGGCCUCCCUGUGCGAGGGGAGGGAACCCCAGGGUGGGGGGCCGGGCGGGCCGGGCGUGACGCGCGGUCAAAGUGCAAUGAUUUUUCAGUUCGGUUGGCUAAACAGGGUCAGAGCGAAGAGCUAAAGGGGGGUCCCUGCCCGGCCGCGUGCGCCUCUUCGGUUGGUCGAGGACAGUCGGGCUGUGGGCGCUGUGGGAUUGCGGGGCACAAGCCCCGGGCGAGGUCAGAAGCUGCAGGCCAGCUGGGCCGGGGCCCAAGGUGCCCGGAGAAGCACCCUCGGGAGGACUUGGGUGGGGAUGGCGCUCCUUUCCCAAGUGGUGGUGUGAGGGGCAGGCAGGGAGGAUGAGGGCGACAGAUGUGGGGACGUGUUUAGGAGAGGAAACAACCCACAAAAAAAAAUAUAGGGGAAAUUAACCUUUUUUUUUUUU